AUGGAAGGCUCCACAGAGCUGUUUGGAGAUAUUAACCUCACCCUUGGGAUGCUGAGUAAAGAAGAUAAUAUUAACAAGGAAGAAAUCUACAGUCAUCUCAUUUCUGCUAUUCAGAAUACUGACAUCUUGGAUGAUGCAAUUGUCCAAACGUUGAUUUAUUACACUUCUAAGGACAUGAGAGAUGAUGAUACUCCCAGAGAAAUCAGAAUGUUAGCUGGUGAGGUGUUGGUAUCUCUUGCUGCUCAUGACUUCAACUCUGUGAUGUAUGAAGUACAAAGCAACUUCAGGAUUCUCGAGCUACCAAAUGAAUUUGUUGUCCUUGCCCUGGCUGAACUGGCAACCAGCUAUGUGUCCCAGAGCAUUCCCUUCAUGAUGAUGACCCUGCUCACCAUGCAGACCAUGCUCAGGCUGGUGGAGGAUGAAAAAAUGAGAGAAACUUUCUGUAUAGCCCUUGAGAAAUUCAGCAAGGCCAUUUACAAAUAUGUCAACCACUGGAAAGACUUCCCCUAUCCCAAAUUGGAUACCAACAGGCUCUCUGACAAGAUCCUUAUGCUGUUCCAGUACAUCAUGGAGAAAUGGGCCCCCACAGCAUCACCCACACAUACUUUGGCCAUAAUCAAGGCCCACGGUCCCACGAUGAGCCUGCUGCUGCAUCGAGAGGACUUUUGUGAAUACGUCCUGAACCAAGUGUCCUGGCUACUGAUCCAGUACAGUGACAAAGAUACUGAUUUCUACAUCACGCAGAGUCUAAAACAGAUACUGACUGCAGUUGUCCUCUAUGACAUUGGCCUCCCUAGGAACCUGAGAAGAUCCAUCUCCAGUUGUUUGCUCCACCAGACCUGCAGACUUGUACAGCCUCCAAUAAAGGAAAAUGAAAUUGAAGCUUCAAGCUGUUUUCUCCUCCUAGCCCACUCCAAUCCUGCAGACCUGCUGGAUUUUUUUGAUGAACAGAUAAGAAGUAACAACGAAGCUGUUCGAACAGGAAUCUUAACUUUGCUAAGAUCAACUAUCAAUGCUGAGGAGUCCAAAUUGAGGAAUCACAUCACUUCAAUUGAAAAAACAGUCAAAGUUGUCAUGGGAGACCUCAAUGCAAAAGUGAGGAAAUCCACCCUUCUCCUUAUCCAAACCAUGUGUGAAAAGUGCUACAUUGAAGCUCGAGAAGGAUGGCCCUUGAUUGAUUAUAUCUUCUCCCAGUUUGCCAUGUCCAGCAGGAACCUGGAAACCCCAGCAAAAUCGAACUCCCAAGAGGAUGAAAAGGGGGAAAAAUCUGUUCAAGAAACAAGCCUUGAGGUCUUAAAAACCCUGGACCCACUGGUGAUUGGCAUGCCCCAGGUGCUAUGGCCACGAAUCCUAACUUUUGUGGUACCUGUGGAAUAUACAGGAACUCUAGCCUACCUGUUUAAUAUCAUCAGAAUUCUGAUUAUGGCAGAGAAGGAGAAGAAGCAUGAUGUCCAGGAGUCAACAGCACUUGUCAUCUCUACAGGAGCUGUGAAACUUCCUUUACCACAACAGCUACUGGCCAGACUUCUGGUAAUAGCUGUGCUUGCCAGUGUAGGGAAGUUAUGUGGAGCUGGCGCAAUUGGACUUCUGAAGAUGCUACCUGAGAUCAUCCAUCCCGCAUUGGUAGGCCUGUGGAAAACACGCUUACCUGAGCUCCUACAGCCUCUCGAAGGAAAGAAUGCCAAUACUGUGCUGUGGGAAACUGUGCUGCUGCAGUUGCUCAAGGAAUCUUUAUGGAAAAUCAAUGAUGUGGCCUGGACCAGUCAACUGAGUCGGGAUUUCAACCAGCAAAUGGAUAAUUACAGCAACACCUCCAUGGAGAAGAAAUUCCUUUGGAAAGCCUUGGGAACCACCUUAGCAUCCUGCCAAGACACAAACUUUGUAAGCUCACAGAUCAAAGAGUUCCUGGUUGCUCCCAGUCAAUUGGGGGACCAAAGACAGGGAAUAACAUCUAUUUUAGGAUACUGUGCUGAGAACCACUUGGAUAUUGUCUUAAAAGUUCUUAAAACAUUCCAAGAUAAGGAGAAAUUUUUUGUGAAUCGAUGCAAGGGUAUUUUUUCUGGGAAAAAGACCCUGACCAAGACUGAUCUCAUCUUGGUCUAUGGAGCUGUGGCCCUCCAUGCACCCAAGAAGCAACUUCUCACCAGGCUUGAUCAAGACAUCAUGGCCCAAAUCCUGUUUCUCUAUGGCCAAUGUUCUCAGGUUCUGGGAAUGUCUGUGAUGAAUAAGGACAUGGAUCUGCAAAUGAGUUUCACAAGAAGCAUCACUGAGGUUGGCAUCGCUGUCCAAGAUGCUGAAGACCAGCAGUUCCAGUUUUCCUAUAAAGGGAUGCUGAUCGGUUACAUGCUGAACUUGGUAAGGGAUGAACCCCUGAACUCCUUAGCUAGUCCUGUUCGGUGGAAAGCCUUAAUCGCCAUCAGAUACUUAAGCAAACUGAAACCUCAGCUUCCACUAAGUGACCACCUUAAUAUUCUUGAAGAGAAUAUUCGGAGACUGCUGCCCCUUCCGCCUUUGGAAAAACUCCUAAGUGAGGGAGAAACAGACAAAGACAAGGAACGCAUUAAGUUUCUCUACGAGCGAUCUAUGGAUGCUCUCGGAAAGCUUCUGAGAUCCAUGAUGUGGGGUAAUGUGGAUGCACAGAACUGUGAAGAAAUGUUCAGCCUUCUCCGAAUGUGGCUUGUUUCUCAGAAAGAGUGGGAAAGAGAAAGAGCUUUCCAGAUCACCGCAAAAGUGCUGACAAAUGAUAUUGAGGCACCAAAGAACUUCAGAAUCGGGUCACUGCUUGGGCUCCUGGCUCCUCACUCUUGUGACAGCCUUCCCACCAUCCGCCAGGCAGCUACGAGCUCCACUGUCGGUCUAUUCUGUGCAAAAGGCAUUCCCAUGGAAGUGGAAAGGCUGCAGGGCUUACAGGAAGGGCUGGAAUGUGCUGAUGAGCAGAUCCACAUCAAGAUUUCCUCCAAAAUAGCUAAGAUUGUUUGCAAAUUCAUACCCACUGAAGAAAUUCAGACAUUCUUGGAGGAAGCACUGGAUGGUCUGGAAACUCUCAACCCCAUGUGCACAAAGGCCUGUGGCAUAUGGAUGAUCGCUGCCCUGAAGGAGCAUGGGGUUUCUCUGGAAGACCAGUUGCUGGAGAUCCUGAACACAAUUUACCACCACAUGCCAGUCCUCAGACAAAAGGAGGAAAGUUUUCAGUUUAUGCUGGAAGCUGUCUCCCAGAUAGCCAGCUUUCACAUGAAUGCAGUUGUUGUCAACCUGCUACAGAAGCCUCUGCCCUUCGACAGGGACACAAAGACAUUGUGGAAGGCACUGGCUGAAAACCCAGCCUCCAGUGGAAAGCUCAUGAGAACCUUGACAAAUAAACUGGAAGCCAAGUUAGAAGAUGACAUUGCUGGGGUAGAUGCAAUUUCAGUGGCCUGUGCUAUGUAUGAGGUGAUCUUAACAGGAGCCCAUGUUACUCGCUUGUAUCCUGAGCUGUUCACCCUCCUUCUGAAGCUGGUCAGCUGCAUGCUGGGCCAGAAGAUGCCAAUUUCUGCCUUGAGGCACAGGCGACGUGUGAUGCAACUGGGGGAACAGCAGCAGGUACCAGACCCCUGCAGGCUUGCAACUGCAACUCUGAAAUGUUUGCAAGCCCAAGCCAUGAAGGAAGGCCUUGCAAAAGAGUCUGAUGAGGGUGACAGUUUAUGGACCCUUCUUAGCAAUCCUGAUACCCAUCACACAGGCGUGUGUGCACUGGCUAGGAGUAUGGCAGUCUGGCAACAUGGAGUCAUAUUGGACAUCAUGGAACACCAACUCUCAUCUCUCACCUCCUCCUCAGAGAACUACCGGAUAACUGGCACGGCCUUCUUCUCUGAGCUUAUGAAGGAGCCAAUCCUUUGGAAGCAUGGAAAUCUGAGAGAUGUUCUGAUCUUCAUGGAUCGGAGUGCCUGGGAUUCCAAUGUUAUUCUAAGGCAAAUGGCCAUCCGAGGACUGGGCAACACAGCUUAUGGGGCUCCUCACAAGGUGAAGCAUAAGCGGAUAAUGUUAGAAUCUAUCAUCAGAGGGCUAUAUCACUUGGCUCAUACUGAAGUCGUCUGUGAAAGCUUGAAGGCUCUGAAAAAGAUCCUGGAGCUGCUCACAGAAAGCGAUGUAAGCUUCUACUUCAAGGAAAUAGUGCUGCAAACAAGAACCUUCUUCGAAGAUGAGCAAGAUGAUGUGAGAUUGACCGCCAUCUUCUUAUUUGAGGAUCUAGCAUCCCUAACAGGAAGAAAGUGGAAGAUAUUUUUUGCUGAAGAAAUAAAAAAGAGCAUGAUUUCAUUCCUUCUCCACCUCUGGGAUCCUAAUCCCAAGAUUAGAGCUGCUUGCCGUGAUGUCUUGGUCUUCUGUAUCCCUUUCCUGGGCCUUCAGGAGCUCUAUGGGUUAUUAGACCACCUCCUUGAACAGGACCUUCCAUGGGCCAGGGAUUUCUAUAGGCAAUUCUGCAUGAAACUGGCCAAGAAGAACCAGGAAAUUCUGUGGAUCCUCUACACACAUUCAUUCACUUUCUUUGCCAGCAGCUGGGAGGUAAUCAGGAGCGCAGCCAUCAAGCUCACAGAUGCCAUUAUUCUCCAUUUGACCAACCAAUAUGUGGAGCUGUUAGACAAAGAACAGUUCACCCUGCGCCUACAAGCACUUCGGCAGGACCCCUGUAUCAGUGUCCAAAGAGCAGCUGAAGCUACCUUACAGACCCUCCUGAGACAAUGUAAAGGGAACAGUAUCCCAUUGUAA
Nannospalax galili (Upper Galilee mountains blind mole rat) is the source of this 4743-nucleotide messenger RNA. It is a transcript of the gene Mroh2b, whose product is annotated as maestro heat like repeat family member 2B. Lineage: Eukaryota; Metazoa; Chordata; Mammalia; Rodentia; Spalacidae. The transcript is spliced from 42 exons. The coding region runs from base 1 to 4743 and encodes 1580 amino acids. Gene Ontology annotation, cellular component: cytoplasm; acrosomal vesicle. The record is from RefSeq and is a predicted model, not a curated record.